AUGGCUAAUUUUAUUGUCAAUGAAGAAAUCCCGGAUUUCCUUGAAGCAGUUGUCGAGGAAGAUCAAGUUGACAUUGACCAUAUUGCUGUAAACCUCCCGCUAAAUGAUGAAAGAACUGAUGAAGUCAUCCAAUCAUUUGUUGGAAACACCGUGAAGCUCGCAACCACCAGGGGUCGUGCCUGGCAUAGAGAAUCGUGGAAUUUCAUGGUUCUCGCUUGGGACCCGUGCAUAAUACUUACCUUGUUAUGCAAUGUCGUUAGACAACGGUUAUGUCGUUACUUCUGCGAGGAUGGUCACGUCGUCCUUCCAUCCGCAGAUGAUGCUAAGCAUUUAAUAAACGGACAUAUCAAACCAAUACCAACGCAGACAUUCAUUGCCGCCCUCCGUUACGCUGAUGUUCCCUACAUGCGUAUCAUAACGUUUGGCAUGAAGCAACCACUAAACAUCCUCCCUCCAUUACCUCGAGACCUUCUGCUCUGCCAAGCAACCAAUCAUGGAUACCCGGAAAAUGAAUAUGAUGUUUCAGUUUCCCACCACCACCCCUUCAUUUACCUUGUCAAGGCAACUCAACCUUUACCUCCAAACCUGACCAUCCACCAAUAUCCCGUCCUUACACCGCUAACCGCAAACCGACGACGAUCCCUCGGAGGAAACCUUACCAUUGUAGUUGAUGAACCGGAAGAGGUGGUAAGCAUAAAGGUUUACAACUUGUUAUUCCAUCUCCUCAGGGCUUGCAAUCCUGAGCCAUUGGCAUCUCCAGUAACAACCCGACAAGGUGAAGGCCAGUUCGACAGGCUAAAUGGCAUAAUGAAGUGUUGUCAAAUAACCGUCAGCUAGUCGGUGGAAUACGUAUGGAAAUAAGGAUCAGAAUGAAUCAUGUUUUAGAUGCUGUUGACCAUAUUCUCGAAAGACAGCAAUUCGAUCCUCGUCAAUUCGGCGUGAACUGCAACUACAACAAGGUCCCCGUCAGACGAUACCUCGUAUAUGCAGAGGAAUUGUUUAGAACGGCCAGAGCAAUCCUUACUCGUUCGGGUGUUAUGGCGCAUGUUGCGGCGAGAGAAAUGUCAAACGUGGAAAAGAGAAUCUUUGGAGACCUAAAGCUAUUAUUUGGAUACCGUCACUCUGGCUUCCACACUCAUCCAGGUGGCUGCAACAAGCAACGGCCCCACAACCACCUCGAAACCCAACUCCAAACCCAACUCCAAACCCACCUCCAAACCCACCUCCAAACCCACCUCCAAACCCACUUCAACAUGCUGCUCCACAACCACCACCCGGAGACAACGAUGAAAUCCUGAUCGCAUUGGCGCGACAACAUCGAAAACCAACAGGACAGCGAAGAAUUAAUUGGAUCGAUGUACACCGCUUUUAUAACGUCAGGUUUCCAGACUCGAAUUCAACGAAACAUCAAUUGAAAAAUAGAGUACAUACUCUCCAGAAGAAAAAUCCAUCCAUAUUAGGUUGA
Messenger RNA from Paramuricea clavata, 1465 nucleotides. Lineage: Eukaryota; Metazoa; Cnidaria; Anthozoa; Malacalcyonacea; Plexauridae. The record is from the annotation of a GenBank genome assembly.